Messenger RNA from Aspergillus viridinutans, 1437 nucleotides. RefSeq lists its product as uncharacterized. Gene Ontology annotation, molecular function: zinc ion binding; DNA-binding transcription factor activity, RNA polymerase II-specific. Gene Ontology annotation, biological process: regulation of DNA-templated transcription. The record is from RefSeq and is a predicted model, not a curated record. The transcript is spliced from 3 exons. The coding region runs from base 1 to 1437 and encodes 478 amino acids. NCBI's taxonomy places the organism in Eukaryota, Fungi, Ascomycota, Eurotiomycetes, Eurotiales, Aspergillaceae.
AUGGGCAAAAGAAGAGUCAGGACGGGCUGCCAGACAUGCCGGAUUCGCAAGGUCAAAUGCGAUGAAGGCUAUCCGGCGUGCCGUCGGUGUCUUUCCACUGGUCGCACCUGUGAUGGAUAUGGCAUCUGGGGUGGCGGCAGCUCCAACAGACCUACGAAACCUUCUGCUGUCGCUGUGAACUCUGCGCUUGUCAUCCGACCAAUGUCAGAUUUCCAACUGUCUGCGAGGACCAACAAUGAAGAGGGCCGCUAUCUUCAAUGGUUCAAAGAACGGACCGGAUCGAAAAUGUCAGGUUCAUUUUUCUCAGAAUUCUGGAGCGGCUUUGUCCUACAGGCUGGUAUGAGCGACCCCGCAGUGCUGCACGCCAUCCUUGCCCUAAGUUCGGUCCAUCGGCACGGCAUCUUGAACGAUGAUGGUCUCGAGACAGGGGACGAGGAAAAGGUGACCCUGUCCCGCUAUAGUAAGGCGAUCAAUUAUCUACAGCCUCAUUUCAAGGCAAAGGACCGGACUGCCUUUCGGAUAGCUCUCAUUGUCUGCAUUCUGUUCAUUGCGUUAGAGCUGCUUCGAGGCCGUUUCGAAUCGGCACGUAUCCAUCUUCGACAGGGCUUAAACCUCCUCGAAGGGUCAGGUCUCUCGAAAAGAAAAGGCCACCUUCUUGUAGGGCACAAGAUUUUCCAUUUGAAUGGAGAAGUGCGUGAGAAAUUCUAUCCAGAGGACAGCCCUCCAGCAGAGCUGCUCAAGCGCCAGCGAUCCAUCCAUGAGAAUCUUACCCAGUGGCUGAACACCUGCAAUGCCACGAUCCAGGCCAUGAACGGCCGUAUGCGCAAAGACCAAGCGCAAAUCUACGGGCUGCUUCGCACAUAUCACAUUAUGAUAACUAUCAUGGCGGCGACCUGUCUUUAUCCUGGUGAUGAAAUGGUCUUCGACUUGCAUACCGACCAAUUUCUGGAAAUGAUUACCAUGCUGGCACAUCUCUGGAAAUUCCUCUCAAUGUAUUCCGCCUUUGGCUCUCGACCGGCCCGGUUCUUCAUGUCGCGGUCGAUUGGAGAUCUGGGCUGGAUUGCUCCACUCUACUAUACCACCAUCAAAUGUCGUGUGCACCGCAUUCGACUCCAUGCUAUCCGACUGCUGGAGGCCAGCUUCCACAGGGAAGGGUUCUGGGAUUCACAGAUCUUGGCAUUCGUGGCGCGAAAGGUGAUGGAGAUUGAGGAGGGGGACCUCUAUCAGCUUCUAGAUUCGGUGGAUGACUUUGCGCUGCAUCGCCCUCCGGGGCAUGACGAUAUGCUGUUUCCGCCCCUGCCUGAAUCUUGCAGACUAUCCGAUGUCGAAGUGAGUCUGUUGGGCGAUCCUGUCAGUACGAUUUCUAUUCUUUGUAACCCGAGCGUCUAUGGAACAGGCCGCAAAGUCUCUGUUGCAAGUUACGAGGUCGCAUUUUGA